Zasmidium cellare ATCC 36951 is the source of this 5076-nucleotide messenger RNA. RefSeq lists its product as uncharacterized. The record is from RefSeq and is a predicted model, not a curated record. Lineage: Eukaryota; Fungi; Ascomycota; Dothideomycetes; Mycosphaerellales; Mycosphaerellaceae. The transcript is spliced from 4 exons. Bases 1 to 5076 code for a protein of 1691 amino acids.
AUGUUCGCCAUCACUCUCGUUCUUUCCCUUCUUUUCGCGGUCCUUGCUGAUGCUAAUGCUUUUGCUGCGUUUGGACUCCCUGCGAUUUUUCCGGGCUCGACAGCCACCACAGCUCCGGCACAGACAACCACAGCCGCAACGGCAGCAUCAGAAAACCUCAUAACAGCACUUGUACCACAAACGACAGUGAGCACUGCAUUGGUUGGAUACUGGAAUACACACUGCAACAACACUCAUUUCCAUAUUGGCACUGGCCCAUGCGACUGCGGUCUCGAUGGCCAUGUUCCUCACCCAACGGGUGGUUUACACCCAACAGGCGGUUUGCCUGUCUCUUUUCCUUUUCCCCUGCCAUCGGGAGCACCACUCAACUCGGCGAACGAAACGAACACCAUAAUCUCGAAUUCAUCGACUCCGGCAUCGUCGAUUAUUAGCACGACAUCGAUAGACACGACAUCUUCUACGUCUGCCACAGUAGCAUUGAAUACUACUUUACCGCUACCUAGCAAUGCCACAGUCCCAACGAACAGCUCAAUUCCAACCACGCCUGGCUCAGUUUGCCCUGGGUACGACAACCAGUUUUUCAACGAUGAAAAUGGAGCGGACUACAAAGUCUUUUGCAACACGGCGUUUGAGGGUGACACAGUUUCAGGCGUGACGAAGCGACAGAGUGGAGUCUCUGAUCAGGAUUGCAUGAGCCAAUGUGACGCGAUUGAUGAGUGCAUUGCUGUGAUGACAAGCGGAGGCAACUGCUUUUUGUUCAGCACGGUGGACGAUCUUUUCGAGUUUGACGGAGCAACUGGGGCACGAAAAGUCUCCUCCACUGUGAGCAGCUCGUCAAGCAGCACAAUUCAAACAGCAACGACGGUGGCGGCAUCUACUGGACUUCCACACAACUCUGCCAACGACACUACUCCUGGCAUUCGCCCAACUGGUGGUAUCUUUCCAACAGGCGGCAUUUUCCCAACUGUCCAUCUCCCACAACCGACAAUCACUUCGCCCGCGUCGAUUCCGCUUAUGACUGUCUCCGGAGGCUACAUCCCCAUCAACACGAACUUUACAGGCCCUUACUAUAAUCCGCACUGCCCAGGUAACGCUACUCACGUUCACCAUGGCACUGAACCAUGUGAUUGUGGCGAUGACGAUGAACCGACGGCAGUCCCAUCAUCUGGAGUACCCAUCAACAGUGCCAAUGCCACUGUUAGUGUGCCGCUCUCUACUGGCGUUGCAGCGCCCCUGCCUUCCUCGGGCUUCCCAGUCAACAGUGCGAAUUCUACUACCAGCGCUUUCAUGACGGGUACUGGAUUCCCACGGCCCCCGAUCACCACGGUUCCACUGACGAGCGUUUCCGGAGGCUACAUUCCUAUCAAUCACAACUUCACUGUGCCAUAUUACAACUCGCACUGUCCAGGAAAUGCCACUCAUGUCCAUCAUGGCACCGAGCCUUGCGACUGCGUUGACGAUGAUGAGCCGACCGCCACUCCAGGCCCUUCGUCAGGAUUCCCGGUCAACAGCGCCAACAGCACGAACUCCCACGCUCCCUCGGCCACACCGGUGAACACAACUUCCAGCUCGACGAUCACUACUUCAUCUACUGCUAAUCCAGCGCCACGGCCGUCCUCUGGCGUGCCUGUCAACAGCGCUAACGGCACCACCAGCGCGUUUCUGACAGGCACUGCACCUUCACCGACAACCGUAUCGCUAACCAGCGUCUCCGGUGGCUACAUUCCUAUCAACCGCAACUUUACAGUACCAUAUUAUAAUCCACACUGCCCAGAUAAUCCUAAUCAUGUACAUCACGGCACUGGCCCUUGCGAUUGCGUCGACGAGCCAACAGCAGCCCCUUCAUCUGGUCGCCCAGUGAACAGCGCCAACUCGACGACGAGCCACUUCCUGACCGGCACGGCCCCAUCUCCCCGUCCAACAACCGUCUCUUUGACCAGUGUCUCGGGUGGCUACAUCCCCAUCAAUUCGAAUUCCAGUGCGCCCUAUGUCAACACCCACUGCCCGAAUAAUCCUGGCCACGUUCACCAUGGUACAGAGCCAUGUGACUGCAUUGAUGAACCUACCGCCGCGCCUUCUUCAGGCCGCCCAAUCAACAGUGCUAAUGCCACCACUACUCAAACGUCAACUUGGAGCUCGACCACAUCUUCUCUGACUGUUUCAUCGACUACCACCUCGUCGUCUAUUCAGUCAAACACUACUAUUGCGGAGCCUACUACCACGGCGUCAAACAGCUCCAUCCCGGCGACUAGCACUGCAGCCAAUGUCACUUCUGGCACUAUCACUUCCGUGUCCCUGACCAGCGUUUCGGGCGGAUACAUCCCAGUGCAAUCGAAUUUCACUUUGCCAUACAUCAACACCUAUUGCCCGAAGAACACGACGCACAUUCACCACGGUACAGAAGUCUGCGACUGCAUCGAUGAUGAUGAGCCUACGCCGACUCCAAUUCCAAGCAAGGGCUUUUCAGUGUCCGCCAACGCCACCACUCAUGGCGUAGGGCCGACAGCAUCUCCUGGCUUGUCUCACAGCCACCCGAUUAUUCCUACGACCGCGCCUCCUGCGAUCAGUCUGACUAGCGUUUCCGGCGGCUAUAUCCCAGUCCAUCAAAAUUUUACGGGUAGCUACAUCAAUACCCACUGCCCUGGCAACAGCACGCAUGUGCAUCAUGGGACGGAACCUUGCGGUUGUAUCGAUGAUCACUCGCCGACUUCUACACCCAGCCUGAAUGUGACAGUGAGCGCCACCACAACUUCGAGCCUUCCUAUAGAGACGACAAGUUCCGCAUCUGAGAGCAGCACCACAUCCAUUGCCAUUGAGACUAGCACAUCAUCGUCAUUGUCUUCUGCAACCACUUCUACAUCGGCUGCUCCAUCAAGCACGUACGCUCCGAUCUGCCCAGCGGCAAACGGCACAGUCUUCAACGAUGAUUCGGACGUUGAUUAUCGAGUCUCAUGCGAUACAGCUUACGCCGGAACAACGAUCACCCCUCCGUCAAGGCGCAGGUCGAUGACAGACUCCGCUCAAGAGUGCAUGUUGACUUGCGAUACCAUUGAUGCUUGCAUCGCGAUCACUUAUGCUACUGGCCAAUGCACGCUCUUCAGCGAUAUCUCCGGCACCGCAGCCAGUGCUGGAUCUACAUCUGCGAAGAAGGUCCCUGCGGUCACCAGCACAUCAAGUACUUCAAGCACGGAAUUUUCGACCUCCACCACUUCUUCGGCUUCGUCGUCGCUCUUGAUCACGAGCUCUGAAACGUCAACAACAUCCACUCCAGCUCCAUCGCUGACAAGCGUUUCUGGUGGCUAUAUUCCUGUCGAUGGCAACUUCACAGGCAGCUACAUCAACACUCAUUGCCCAGGAAACUCAACCCAUGUUCACUAUGGCACCGAGCCAUGUGAUUGUGACUUGGACCAGCACACCGCACCUGCUUCGAUCGAUGCUUCGUCGACAGUGCCUGCAGUUUCGGCCACCAGCACUGACUCGGCAGUGGUUACAUCAACUGCAUCGUCGACUCCCGUUGCAACGCCCUCGACACUAUUCGGUCUUCCGUCUGCUUCGCCUUCAUCCUCGACAUCCUCAUCGACAUCGUCCUUGGCUUCUCCGUCAACUGUUUUAGAUUCCACGAGCACGUCGGCCUCUUCUUCGUCAUCAGCCGCCGCAGCAACAACUUCUUCCGUGGAUUCUGCAACGACGUCAGCCCCAGUUGUCUCCCUCACGAGCGUCUCGGGCGGAUAUGUACCUGCUGAUCCAAGCUUCACUGGAAGCUACCUGAACACUAUGUGCAGUGGAAAUCAUACUCACGUCCAUCACGGCACUGAGCCAUGUGAUUGUGGCGAGGAUCUGCCGCAGACAAGCGCCUCUUUCACAGAGUUCGUCAGCGUUCCGAUGGUAUCUGCGAGCGCGACUCAGACUGUCUCAACCUCUAGCACUGUGUCGACGUCUUCUUCAGCAGCCGUCCUCCCAACAAGCACAUCGAGUUCCAUCAGCUCCAGCUCAAGCAGCUCAUCGUCUCACUCCAGCAGUGCAUCCACAAGUAGCUCGUCCUCUCACACCAGCACUAGUACGAAGAAGGUGACGACAACAAGCAAGAAGACGACCUCGACGAAACCAAAGCAGACUGCAACUUCUUCGCUCAAAGCGCCUCCAACUCAUCCACCUUUCCCGCCCUUCACACCGCCACAGAAAUCGUCAACAUCGAAGAAGCCAACGACAACUAAGAAGACUAGUUCCACGUCGAAGAAGAUGACGGCUACGACUAAGCUGUCCAGCUCAACCGGCCACACUAGUGCUCCUACCACUGCCCAUAGCUCCUCAUCUACACUGCCGGCGUUACACACGAGCGUCCCAACUAGCGCGCAAAGCAGCUCGACGUCCAAGUCGUCUACUGCGGUCGCUACUCCAGCCUCGUCCAGCUCGAGUACGUGCACUGAGGAGGAGCAUGGCUCGACCACGGCAUGGCCCACAUCUUCCUCCCACACAGUCUCUGUUCCAAGCAGCAGUGUUGUCCCUCAGUCAACCCCAACGCCGUCUAGCUCAGCCUCGCCGAUCACCACUAGCUCGAGCACUUUGUCCACACCAACGUCAAGCAGCAGCAUCUCAUCACAGCCAGCGUCGACGUCGUUGACUUUCACUCUGCCCAGCAUUAGCAGCUUCAGCUCUUUCCCCACAUCCUCAACCUCGACCUGGUCUACCCUGGUGUCCAGCAGCAGCUUCAGCCUGAGCAGCAGUUCAAGCAGCAGCUCGACUCUCAUCAGCAGCAGCAGCACGCUUUCGACAAGCACCUUGUCCACAUCAAGCUCAAGCUCAAGCUCAAGCUCAAGCUCGUCGACUAUCACCCCAACACCCUCAGCACCGGCAGUAUGCCCCAGCUACGACGGCAAGACGUACAGCGACAACAACGGCGCACAAUACAGCAUGGCCUGCGACACCGCCUACUCCGGCACCGCGAUCCCAGCAAAGAUCAAGCGCUCCAACACCGCCAGUGUGCAAGAUUGCAUGGCAUCCUGCGACUCGAUCAGUGCUUGCAUCGCCAUCACUUUCCGGACAGGCCAAGGUCGUGGGAGCCACUGCCGCGUAUAA